Molecule: messenger RNA, 345 nt
Organism: Exophiala spinifera
Lineage: Eukaryota; Fungi; Ascomycota; Eurotiomycetes; Chaetothyriales; Herpotrichiellaceae
Exons: 3
Coding region: 1-345 (114 amino acids)
Biological process (GO): translation
Cellular component (GO): mitochondrial small ribosomal subunit; ribosome
Molecular function (GO): structural constituent of ribosome
Source: RefSeq, a predicted model, not a curated record
AUGGCGGCACAAUUUCGAGCGAAGAAGCUCGAUUUAGGUGGCUUCAUCAACAUCAAGAUCAUCCGGGACCAUAGCAAGCGAAAGGCCUAUGAGAAAUUUGAACCCCAAAGGCAAGCUCUACGAUACGUUGUCCGUAACACGUCCCUGCCGCAAUGGAUGCGAACGCAAGCACAGCUUGAACUCCAGAAAAUGCACUGCUACACCAGACCUACCCAAAUCAAGAACAGAUGCGUAAUGGGUGGCGUGGCAAGGAGUGUGUUUAGAGAUUUCAAAAUGGGUCGUUUUAUGUUCCGAAUGCACGCUCUCGAAGGAUCAAUACCCGGUGUCAAGAAAGCAAGUUGGUAA